Messenger RNA from Penicillium soppii, 564 nucleotides. RefSeq lists its product as uncharacterized. The transcript has a single exon. NCBI's taxonomy places the organism in Eukaryota, Fungi, Ascomycota, Eurotiomycetes, Eurotiales, Aspergillaceae. The coding region runs from base 1 to 564 and encodes 187 amino acids. The record is from RefSeq and is a predicted model, not a curated record.
AUGGUUCUGGACCUCCCUAGGAACCCUUCACACCACCGUCCAAAGACCUUCGGUAAGCCGAUCAGCCCAACUUACUCGACCAUUUUCAAUUUCAAUCAGAAGUCACAAAAAAUGUCUGGGCGACCCCGUCACGGUACGUAUGAACAGGAGCGUAGCUAUGUCAUGACCACUCUGCACGCUCAGAUUGACAUUCUCAAGGACAACUAUCCAGGAAGCCGACAGAUGUCCAUCAAUAGCCUAGGUAAUCUGACGAAUCGCAUGAACGGAUUGAGAAUGACUGGACAAGUCAAAAACAAUUACGAGCCCAGCUGGACAGAGAAGUGCAACCAUCUGAGUUCAAAAAUCUCAAACUGGCGAGAGCAACUCAUCCUGGAGUCGACUUGCCCCAUCAAGGUGGCCAAUGAUAUCGAAACCACGAUGAUGUUCUUGAACUUUUGUUUUCCCGCUGAUAUGCAUAAUCGGAAUGGUCUCAAAUGGAUAUUUGGUUCCAGGAGUUCGGAUGAACCACGACGAGGCGAUCGAAGUGGCGCCCCGUCACCGGAGCCCAGACAGCACAAGCACUAA